Octodon degus (degu) is the source of this 1242-nucleotide messenger RNA. It is a transcript of the gene Ppcdc, whose product is annotated as phosphopantothenoylcysteine decarboxylase. The record is from RefSeq and is a predicted model, not a curated record. Lineage: Eukaryota; Metazoa; Chordata; Mammalia; Rodentia; Octodontidae. Gene Ontology annotation, cellular component: phosphopantothenoylcysteine decarboxylase complex. The coding region runs from base 127 to 735 and encodes 202 amino acids. The transcript is spliced from 6 exons. Gene Ontology annotation, biological process: coenzyme A biosynthetic process. Gene Ontology annotation, molecular function: phosphopantothenoylcysteine decarboxylase activity; FMN binding.
GGACGAGUGAAGUACCGCGAUAUUUGGGCCUUCCCUUGAAGGCUUCUAGCGGGUUCCUGAGUCACACAUUACUUCUUGGAGCCCCUGCUCUGUGGGCUCAAGGAGCCCAAAGGCACCAGACGCCACAUGGAACCAAGAGCCUCCAGUCCAGCCACCAGACCCCAGGUGGAGAGAAAAUUCCGCAUUCUCGUUGGUGUCACUGGCAGUGUUGCUGCCCUGAAGUUGCCUCUUCUGGUGUCGAGGCUUUUGGAUGUUCCUGGGCUGGAAGUCACAGUGGUCACAACCGAGAGAGCCAAGCAUUUCUACAGCCCCCAGGACGUUCCUGUCACCCUCUACAGUGACACUAAUGAGUGGGAGAUGUGGAAGCACCGCUCUGACCCGGUUCUGCACAUUGAACUGCGGCGAUGGGCAGACCUGAUGCUAGUGGCUCCUCUAGACGCCAACACUCUGGGGAAAGUGGCCAGUGGCAUCUGUGACAACUUGCUUACCUGUGUCAUUCGGGCUUGGGACCGCAACAAGCCCUUGCUCUUCUGCCCUGCCAUGAACACAGCCAUGUGGGAGCACCCGAUCACUGCACAGCAGGUGGGCCAGCUGAAGGACUUUGGCUACACUGAAGUUCCCUGUGUGGCCAAGAAGCUGGUGUGUGGAGACCAAGGUCUAGGGGCCAUGGCGGAGGUGGAGACCAUUGUGGAUAAAGUGAAAGAAGUCCUCUCCCAGCAUCGUAGCAUCCACUAGUGUUGAACUUGGCCUUCUGUUAUGGGCAUUGUCCUGCCUCAGUGUGUUUUCAGGCUGGAAGGAAAGAGGAGGUUAGCUGAAUCUGGUGAAGGCUCCAGUGUUUGCUGAGAAGGUAUCUGGCCUGUGUCUGCUUGGAGCUUUCCCAGGGACCUGACCUGCUCCAGGCCAGACUGGACUGAGGGCUCAGGCCCCACCUUCUUUGAAUAACAGAUGCCUGCUUUUUGGGAUCCCUCCUCAUCGCUUCCUGGAAUGAGCACAGCAAGCCAGUGAGGCUGUUCUUGUUCCCUUGGGAGGGGAACUCAGGGACUGGGAGAUCUUGAUUCCUCUUUUCCCCCAGGAAUUGGUUUUGGGAACACCAUGGCUGGAGAUUACUGGCUUGGUGGCCCUGGACAUUCUUUGGUGGAGAGACAAGAUGUCAUACAGAGGUGGCAAGAUGAUCAGAUUCCCAUACACCAUCCUGUGAGAUUGAGAGUGCUGGAAAAUAAAGAAAAAUGACUUUGUAGUAGA